CAAACUUCUAGCUUAUUCAGCUCGACUUGUCCAUUAUUCAAAGGUCGCAUUGGCUCAUCAGCACAUCUCCUCUUUUGAGGCCAUCUGAUGCCAUUGCCUCCUUCCUCUUCUCUUUUCUUUCCUUCCUUCCUUUGCUCAUUGUCAAAACAGGACAUUCGACAUUUAUUCACUCAUUCAUUAUCAUUCAUCACCAUCAUCAUCGUUAUCAUCAUCAUCAUCAUCAUCAUCUUGUUUACUCCUUUUAAUUCUUUAUCCUCUCCAACGGACCUUUUCCCCCUUUAACUGGCGCUGCUGGACCAGCUCCGAAACUUUGUUCACCCUUUUUAAUUUCUUAUACACAACUUGGGCCCAACAUGAAAAAUAAUAGCGCUGGUAGUUUACCAUAUCAUUCUGCGUCGAGUCCAAGGCGGGGAAUCUUCUAUCAGGCUCGUCGUUUUAGCCGUGGAAGAGCACUACUUCUCGUUUGUCUCGGAGUGAUUACUUUGCUCGCUCUCACUCGUAUCUCCAGCCAAGCUUCUUUUUCUUCUUCAUAUGAUUCUCAGACAUCCGUUGACGAGUCCGAACGAGAGUCUACGACGGAGGCAGAACGGGAACAGAUCGUGAAGCAGAUCCUAGAGACUAGGAAAUCUGCUUAUAGUUUUGAAGAUUUUACAGAGGAAGGGCUAGUUUUAGAAGAGAAUGCUCAUUUGCUCCCUGCGACUGCUAUCUUACUGGGCUGGAAGAGAUUAGAGGGACUAAAGUUGAUCGUCAAGUAUCUGGCACGGUAUCCGUAUAUUAAAGAGAUCAUUGUCUGGAACAAUAAUAAGGAAAUCCGAUUGACGAAACAGGAUUUUGAAUUCGAUUCCAGUUUUGGGCCUUUACCAGAGUUGCAGGUCUACAAUGGCAAGGAGAAUUUACAUGAUUUUGCAAAGUACAUGUCGUGCUCACUAGCGAAAUAUCAGCAUUGUUAUUUCCAGGACGAUGACUGGCUCAAUACACAUAUGGAUGCACUUUAUACCAACUUUUUGACCAGCCCCAACUUGAUCCAUACCAACACCUUGCCUUUGAUCCAUAUGGAGCAUCGUCGAUGGACAUUCACAAAUCUUGAUUAUAAGAUGCAUACAGGAUUUUCAUGGAUGGGUACUGGUUCUUAUGUCCCUAGAGAAAAAGCGAAACAGCUAUUGGAACAAGGAGGCAAUAGCAACUUGGCCAAGGAUCGGCUGAAGGUGAUUGACAUGUAUUUUUCUAUCUGGACGAACCAGUAUCCAUAUCAACUUGUCAAUUAUCUUACACCACUCGAUCAAAAGAACGGAUGGAGUACUGACGGUGCUACUGACCACUGGGCGAUUGUCUUCAGGAACAUGUUGGAUGCAGCAAGUCGUUUAUACUCUGCAUUGGUGGCAAACCCCGAGGUUUCUGAGAAGGAUUACUUUCCACGAGAUGAAGAGCAGCCCUUUAUCAAUGAGCGUCAUGCACGAUCGCCGUGUUUCAAUGAUAAAUGCCUUUUCAAGACCAGUAUGGAUCCAUUCCCAGAGCCAAAAGAAGUUGUCUACACGGGUGAUUUGCAGACGAUUGACGAACAAAAUGCAAAGUUCUUUGAGCUCGAGUACCCCAGCAACGAGUUCUUUAGCAAGUAUUCAUACAUCCAUGCUGUUGACAACAAUCCUCUGACAUGCUGGAACAGUUUUAAAAUUCCACAGGCAGGAGACUCCUUUGGACUACAAUUUGUGAAGACGACGCCAUUGCGCAAGUUCACGAUUACAUCUUCGAAACCAUUGGGACAUUUGGAGGGCAAGUUUACGGUGAUGGUAUCAGACCAAGCAGGGGCUGAAUGGACAACAUGUCAUUAUUCGACACGGUUUCCAUUUUCACAUACGAUGGCCUUGGAUAUCUCAUGUCCUGCAGCGCCGGGACUUCCUAGAGGCACUGCACAUAAUGUCAAGAUUCAGUUUAAUCAAAAUCUAGAGAAAUCUUUGGAGAUUUGUGGCAUGGAUGUGGGUGGUAUAGUUCUUUGAAUACUAUUUUUAUUGAAAUCAAAAAGUUUAAAAAAAAGGGGGGGGGGAUAAAUAGAUGUUAUAAAUAAGUAAUGAUUACAAAGGAUAGAAAAAGG
Lobosporangium transversale is the source of this 2089-nucleotide messenger RNA. RefSeq lists its product as hypothetical. Bases 354 to 1994 code for a protein of 546 amino acids. The transcript has 5 exons. The record is from RefSeq and is a predicted model, not a curated record. Lineage: Eukaryota; Fungi; Mortierellomycota; Mortierellomycetes; Mortierellales; Mortierellaceae.